GCUCCUAUGCCUUGUUUAACAGUCAGCUACCUCAAAAAGCAAGGGGUUUCAGGAAAGGCAGACGGGGUAAGCUGGGUGUGGGCCUGUAAAUGGAUGGAGCGGGUAAAGGAAGUCGGGAAGGGAGAACGUGAAGAAAGGAGCCGAAACCUGCAGAGUUCAGCUCAAACACAAGCUGAUGCUCAGUCCCAGCACACACCGUGGUCCCAGAUUGUGGGCACGUUGGGAGCCUGGUAUGGCUUUACUCCAGUUUUUGUAGUUUGGUCAGUCUGCCAAGUGGAGGCACUGCCGCACCCUUCUGUACUGAGAGUGGAUGUGUGCUGGAGGCUACUUUUUGUGUGCCUUCUGUUGAUUUCUCUGGGAGGUUGCAUCCAUGCCCUGAAGUGCUGCCUGCAGCCAGGACAGAGCCAGGGAAAGCCUCCAGGGACUGAACAGGAGAUUGUGACUGAAAUCAGGAAUGACCAGUGUUUACGGAUGUGCCAGGCAAGAAACCCAGGUGUGAAUAUUAAUCUGAUUCUUGCCCUGGCUGACAGCCUGCUGCUGUGUGUGCUGCAGGAACCUCUGCCAGACCCCAAUGUGCCCCACAUUCAGGCUCUUCUCUCCAGACUGGAGAAUUUGUUGUCGGUCUUGGGUGACUACAGGAGCAAACUUCAGUCUGGUCAGGUUCAUUUGAAGGGCAGCACACAACUACUGCAGGAGUUAACCUGGAGUCACACCCACAUGAGCAACAGCGUGAACAGCAGCAGUGAGUCAGUUUGGCCAGAGCUCUUGCUUCAGUCGAAUAUUGAGCAGUUUGACAAGGUGCAGGAGAAUUUCACCUCUCUGGAACAACAGAUCUCUACCUUCCAGGCCCACCUGGAGGGACUCGGAAAACAAAAUCAGGAAAAACAUGCCGGGCCCCUCACUCAUGCUGACGGGCCACAUUUACACUCGGUACCGCCACAGACUUCUUAUCAUGCCCACAGUAAAGUGUCUGUGGAGCACCGUAACUCCACCUCUUCCUCCACGUCUGCUUCCUCGGUGGAUACAGGUACAGCCACAAAAACAGACAUUACUUUCUCACUGUGUAAGAGGUCGGCGCUACAUUUCCCUUCCACAAUCGGACGACGUCUGCGCAUAUCUGGAAGGAAGAAGUGUUAAAAACGUAUUUAAACGCAGAAGGUGUGGUCGUGAGCUAAGGAAGGAAUAUUCAAAUGUUUGCUGGUUGCCUAAAAUUUUAUUAUUUAUUGCUCUUUGUCAUUGCAUUGCUUUGACUUGUAUGUGUACUUUAACUUAGCUGCUUUAUCCUUUCUACCUCUUGGAUUUAAGAGCAGGCAAGAACAUAUUUCCACUGUAAAGCACAUUUCAAACACUAGGGGGCACACUUUCAUCAGUUACUUCCAGAAUAAACAGGUACGAUGUGGACAUGUACACUGAUCUCAGGUUGACUGAGCCCAGUGUGAACCAUUUCCCUGCUGUCAACAAGAUAAAAGUAUUGGGUGCAUUUGUU
This is a messenger RNA of Neolamprologus brichardi, 1486 nucleotides long. The record is from RefSeq and is a predicted model, not a curated record. Lineage: Eukaryota; Metazoa; Chordata; Actinopteri; Cichliformes; Cichlidae.